Cuscuta europaea is the source of this 1107-nucleotide messenger RNA. NCBI's taxonomy places the organism in Eukaryota, Viridiplantae, Streptophyta, Magnoliopsida, Solanales, Convolvulaceae. The record is from the annotation of a GenBank genome assembly.
GUUCCUCUUCGCUCGUUCCAGACUUCGUACUUCCGCCUUCGUUCGAUCUUGCAGACUCCCGCAGACGCCGUAGACCGCAGUUCAGUUUGUCGCUCCUCCCUCGCGAGUCUCUUCUGAUAGUCCCGCAGGCCGCAGUCCCGCCUUCGUCCUCAGUCGCCGGCUCGCCGUCCUCGCGUUUGGACUAUCCGUCACAGUUUUGCAGAGUCGCCGCCGGCCGUCCUAGCUUUUUUCUCCAAAUCUCCAAUCAUCCGAAGUAAGGCCAGUUGCCUAGUUUUGCAGUUUGCCAGCCCUUUAUUUUCGUUCUGGUUCCGCCACUGACAGCAUGGAUGUAGUUUUUGCAACAUUGCUGCUCGCUAUCUUACUUGGGAUCCUCAUUCUUAUCCCCAGAGUGCGCAAAAUUUCCGAUGAACCCAGAAAACUCCAAGCAAAUGCUCAAGUGAAGGUACAUAAAGCCUACAGUAAAGCAGAAGUUGCAUUGCAUAACAAAAGAUCUGAUUGUUGGAUCAUUAUACAAGACAAGGUUUUUGAUGUUACCUCGUAUGUGGAAGAACAUCCUGGGGGCGAUGCCAUAUUAGCACAUGCUGGUGGUGAUUCAACAGAAGGAUUUUAUGGGCCUCAACAUGCCUCCCGAGUAUUUGAGAUGGUUGGCGAAUUCUGCAUAGGAAAACUGGAAAAAUAAUCAACCUGCAAAUGGUUUGGGCAACACCACUUUGUCAUUUCAUACAUUCUUGUGCUCACUUGAUCUUUCCUCAUGCUGAAUCAUUUCCAUCUCACUAAUCAAGUGUCAUGUAUAUCAUUUGCUGCGUUUUAACAUUCAAACAAGCUUAUUUGAUCAUCUACCCUCCAUUAUACUAAUUCCUCUUCACUCAUAUUGACGGCCUAUUUUUCAAUAAGUUUAGUAACCCACUGGUUUGGUAGCUAUUUUGGCUAGUCCAACUUGUGCUCCUUGAGAUCAUAAUACAUCUUUGUUAUUUUGGUCUUUACCAUGUCAACUGUCAAGUAUUUUUUUGCCCGGCCUGGCUUUCUUUGGCAUGAAAUGUUACUAGGGUUGUUUAUGGUCUGGAGAUCUACUCAUUUAGCAUCAUUUAUGUUUCUUGACUUUUAAAU